Schistocerca gregaria is the source of this 7177-nucleotide messenger RNA. RefSeq names its product protein PTHB1 (gene BBS9). Gene Ontology annotation, cellular component: BBSome; membrane. The coding region runs from base 3661 to 6471 and encodes 936 amino acids. The record is from RefSeq and is a predicted model, not a curated record. Lineage: Eukaryota; Metazoa; Arthropoda; Insecta; Orthoptera; Acrididae. Gene Ontology annotation, biological process: cilium assembly. The transcript has 14 exons.
AAAUUCGGCCAACAGAUGGCACACAGCGUUGAAUGGGAAAGAUGUGAAAUGCUACCUGGGACUGCCAAUUGUGACUGAAAUCGCUGUUAGAUUCUGUAAACUUGUUAUUGUUAAAUGUGUGACUUCUCAAACACUGUGAUUUCUAACAUGCGUGAUUUCCUCUGCCACCACUAAUGCUGAUGUUUGCGCAAACAGAUGUGGCUAAUGGACGGGAAUGAAUUGAUACUUUGAAGUUCUAAUUAUCACCAGAAAUUUAAAAAAAAAAAUCGUUUUCCACCGAAACGCCAACUGCAAAGUAGUAAUUUGUUGGAGCAAUGUGUGUGAAGCAUAUAACGUAUUUCGUUUUUGAACUUGCUACAGCAAUGCAAUCUUAAGCUGGUGUGUUAUAUUGGCAGCAGUGUAACGCAUACCAGGCUACGAAUGAAAAAGAGAUGUUUUGAAUGUGAGGUUGAAGGUGCUGCAUUGUACCUUCACUGUGAUUUGAGAAAGUCAAAUAAAUGACUCUUGGGCGAAGAAAAGAUACCAAACCUGAUGACAAAAUCAUACUUUUAAAAAUGAAAAUAAUGUGACAGUUUUGUGGACAUACAACAGGUGUAAAUCUGUGAAUAAUGACAAUCAUUAUAGAAACACAUUUUGCACCAGCACAGAUGCACACUUUAAAGGCUGCACAUUUGUGUUAACUGCACUGUAAAGAAUAUGAAGUUACACAUACUGUUUCUUUGCUAAAUUGGAUACACAGAUUUUGAAGUUGUUUGUUGUGUAAGCUUUGUCACAAAAAAUAAUGCCAGAGAUUUCAAACCACAAAUUAAGAUUGGAUAAGAAAUGUCAGAAAUGAAUGAAUGCCUUUGUGUUAACUGCUGUUCAGUGAUAGCAAAUAUACAGAAAAAGAUAGUGACUCUUGAGCUUACACUAGUGACAUUUUCUCCUUCAAUGAGAAAAGAUAAGAUGACAGUUGUGUAAAGAAAACAAAAAAAAUAGGCAGUUGGUAUAAAGAACCUAGCAUCACUCGAAAACCCAGGAUUGACGUAUAUUAAGUGCAAUGUGGAAGACUGAUGAAACAAUAGCUACUAACAGGCAAGAGGAAAAAUUCAGAGUACUGACAAUAAGUUCGAAGCAAUUAAUUCAUUAAGUAUGAGAAUCAUGGAAUCAUAGUAGCAGGGCUUUGAAAAGGAGGGGGGUGGGGGGUGGUAAGGGGCAGGCAUGAAAGAAUAAAGGAGAUACAGAAUUAUGCUUGGAAACUGAAAAAUUAAAGGGGUAACAAAGUAAGGGCAAAUGAAGAUAGACUGAUGGUGAAAACUGUGGGAAUAAGUAUGUGUUGGAGUACCAGUUAUUUUAUAUAAGAGGGAAUGUGAUGGGAGAAGGAAUGGGUUCAUCUUGAAUGAGCAACAGAAGCGGCUUUUAGAGCCACCUACAUUACAUUCUAGAGCACGUUCAGCAGCAGGAUAUCCAAAAUUGACUGCGUAAACAUUUUGUCUGUGGAUUUUCGCUUAUAUUUGGAACUGGAUUUUAUCACUGCUGAAAUAUAUACUGAAAAAUGCUGGACAUAAGACAAACUUGACUAUUCUUGCCAUAAUCAUAAUGAUAAAAUUGAAAAAAAAAGUUAACCUUUUUUCUGUAGUUUCCCUCUUGAGUAGAUUGGUGUCUAAAUGUGUGCUCAGUUAUGUGAUAACCAUCAGCAUUUUGUCAGAUGAUGGUGUCCCAUUGGCCAAACUGUGCUGUUUUGGAUUGUUAUGUUCUGUUGCUCAAUUACAAAAGUGAUUUAUGUACAUUUUCCCUAAAUAAUCAUCUCAGCACUGUACUUUAUGAAUAUAUAGGGUGAUCAGAAAAUGUGUGAAACACUUGUGGGGAUGUUGCAAGGGAGAUUGUGCUGAGAUGUAAAUAUUAAGAAAGAAGUUGAUAUGUUGUGCCGUUUCCUAGUUAUUUAGUGUGAAUUUAGCCAAUCAGGUCAUUGUGUGCUUAAAUUCAAGUUUCAGCUAACCAAACAAAGCACUCGUUGGGCAACACAACAACCCCCGUCCCCUCAGCAGACCACUUGAACGUGAACAUGUCUCUUCCCAUUUGGCUAAUUUCAAUGCUAAAUAACUUGUACACAGCAUACCUGCUCUGCAACAUCCCUACAAGUGUUUCGGACUUUUUCUGACUACCCUGUAUUUUUAUGCCCCCUGUCUUUAUCAAUUUCAAGGAAAAGUUUCUGUCUUGAAGGAAUAUUUUCAUGGGUUUAUGGUCUGCCAUUUUUAUUUUAUGGUUAAUACAUUACUAGGGCCAAUUUAAGGCCCAAGCGACACAAGCUGCUAUUUGGGGUGCCAAAUUGAGAGGGUUAUGAGAGGCACCACAACUAUAAGAUUUCCAUACAGGGCAUAACACAAUUAGUAGUGGCCGCUUGUGGCACCAAGCUGAGCACCAGAGUCAUCCAAGUGUAGGAUAUGUAUAAAAUGCAUAUCACAAUUAGUAGCAAAAAUUGACACAGGUGAAAGUGUAAGAGGGGGGAAAAAGGGGUAGGGGCGAGGAGUGGUUGCUUAUGUGGAAAAAUGUUCUCAAACUGCCCCUGUGCAUUGCUUAUCUUAAAAAAUACGUAUUCACACAACUAUCAUUGCUUUUCACUAAAAUUACCAGAAACUCAUUAGUGAAAGUCCAAUAGAUAACCAGAACCCUGUUGGCAUUCAUUCAUAAAGUUCUUUAGUAUUUUAGAAACAUUUGGGACCAUUGAACUUUGCAGUGUUUACAAAAAUCCACAAAAAUAAGUUACAGACAGUUACAGUCAAACUACGCGAAACAUGCCUGGAGCCAAAUCAACACAUUUAGGAACUAAGUGUUCCCAGAAUGAGCCAUGUUGCCAGUACAAACAUUUAAAGAGAACAGUUAGAAAUGUGUAGACCUACAUGCAACAGAUGAACUGUAAAAACUGUGCUAGCAAUGAUGAUGAUUUUAUGUCAAGGUAGGCAAAGUGAACUACUCAUACAAUCAUGAAACUGUGCGACAGUGAAAAGGUUAAUGGUCUGCAGGUGCUUUUGCAGAAGAUUACCAAACUUGCUGCUGGAAGGUAUUGCACUACUUUAUGAUUUGCAAGAUCGCGAAUGUGCAGUGAGAGGCAGAGAGUAGUCAGUUACCAAUCACACAUUCGAUGGAAUGAAGUAAUCCUGGAUACAAUAAUUGUACUAAUAGAUGACACAGGCAAGUGCAUUAUUAUAUUAAAUUCAGAAAUAUUAUGGAAACCAGAAAGAGUUAUCAGCUGUGCCUAAGUUGCACAAUAGCUACAAAAAAAGGAUUAACCUUCCAGAAACUUUUCUAUCUUAAGGGAAACUGCUUUAAAAAUGUAAGUCUUCUUUUAUGGAAACAUGGCAGUAUUGUGGAAUAGUGGUAUAAGGUGUGACAUGCAUAUUGAUAAAAUAUGGGGCCACAUGCACUGUUACAACAGUUGUUGCCAGAGUGAUGGUGGUAGUGAGUGUUCACAUGUAUUUAUGUUGGCCAGCACAUCAGAUGACUUCAUUAUAGUUACUGGAGGGUUAAUGGAUUAUAUGACACUAAAUAUGAUUCCAUGUGCCAUGAGGAGAUGAAAAGAAAAAAGGUUGUAAGUGGCCUCCAUUAAAGCUGGUAAAAGGGUCACUGAAACACAGUGAGGACAUGACAGACUAAAAUGGACAACUAAAGAAAAAUAUAAUAAUGUCUCUAUUCAAAGCAAGGGAACUGUGGUCAACACAAUGUGGUGCUGAUGAAACAUUUGAUCAGACAAGUAUUACAAUUGCCAGUAUUGAAGGAGCAUCAGAGAAUAUAAUUGUUGGCAGUCACAAUGGUUUGCUCUACAUAUUCCAGCCUUCCGCAGCAAAAUCAGAAGAUGGAAAAUUCAUUGGGUACAGACCUUGUGAUCUCCUCAUUGAAACACAUCUUGCACAUCCAAUUCUGCAAGUGUGUGUAGGAAAACUUGUUUCGGGUUCGCAGAAUCUGCAGAUAGGUAUUUUGCAUCCUCAGAGUGUUGCUGUCUAUAGUCUCAUAACAAGACAUGGUGCUGCAGAGCAUGGUGAUCAAAGAAGUUUGGCAUUGGCAUAUGAACACCAGCUACGGCGAUCAGCCUUUAAUAUGGUCAUUGGUCCAUUUGGUGGUGCAAGAAACCGUGAUUUUAUUUGUGUACAGUCUCUUGAUGGAGCUUUAUGCUUUUUUGAACAAGAAACUUUAUCUUUCAUACAGUUUCUACCAAAUUUCUUAUUGCCAGGGCCAGUCGUAUAUUUAGUACAAUUAGACGCAUUUGUUACAGUCUCUUCACAUCUUCAUAUUGAAUGUUACAGCUACCAACAACUUGCUGAAAGAAGUAGAAUCAAAGACCAAGAUGUCCAAGAAGGGAGAAAAUUAGUUGCAGAGUGGUCGUACAAUCUUGGAGAAGCAGUUAUUGAUGUUGAAAUAGUUUCGUGGACCUCUCAUGAUGACAUAGUGGUGCUGGGUGAAAGAAACUUCUUCUGUGUACAGCAAAAUGGUGUAUUAAAGUUUAUGAAGAGAUUAGAGUACAGACCAUCCUGCUUUUAUCCAUAUAUAACUGAAUCCAGUGGCAAACUAAUGGUUCUUAUUGGAACUGAGAUGAAUACUUUGUUAAUUUAUGAACAAACCACUCUUCGCUGGUCUUGUCAACUUGUUGUGUGCCCUAUUGCUGUGAAGAAGAUAAAUUUGCAGGAUCUUAAAGGAGUUCUUGCAGUCCUAUCAGAAGAUGGCUUAAUUCAUUGUUGCUAUCUUGGAACAGAGCCAUCACUGUUUAUUCCACCACCUUUGGAAGUGACAGAUAUUAAUUACCAGGAAGCUAGCAAGGAGCUGGCAGAACUGCAGAAAAUCAUUAAUUCUUAUAGCAAGGACAGUACAAUCACACUAGCAAGUGGUGCAGCAGAGCGUGAAGUUUGUGUUGAAGUGAACAUGAAUUCCCGACUAGAAACAACUUCACAUGAACAUAUGCUAGGAGCAGGGAUUGAUCCUCCUGCAUGCCAGAUUUCUGUCCAUUUACGUCCACAUGUGCCUCUUAAUAAGGUGCAAGUUGCAGUCAUAGUACAACCACCACUGGAGGCCUCUCAAGUUUCACACACUGUCAACAGCCUGUGUGGAGAAUUUCAUUGGACGACAUACAUAUAUUUAUCUCAGCCGGGUGAUGUCCCUUCUCUGGAGAUGAGAGUUGUUACUUCAUAUGUUACAAACAGCAGGAGCAUUCCACGAAUCUUGCAACAUUUUGCACAACUUCCACUAAAGCUUGUAGCAAAGCCAUGUGCCCCAGAAAAAAAUGCUGAAUUCAAAAUAGCAAUUAAUUCAAAUCUGCCUAUUGUUGAACCACUGGUACUUUUCCCAGAAUUUUCAUUUGAAGAUUCAGGACCUGAAACUGUUUCUAGUGUUGGAUUUGCACCAUGUUUUUUGGAAAAAAAUAUAGUCACAAUCUCUACUGUAAAAUCUUCGCAACAAUAUCAUCUUCAGUGCAAUACAUUUUCAUCUCUGUGCCUUUUUGUAUACCAGUUGGUGCACAGACUUAAUAAGCAUUUUGCUAAAAACAAGCAGUUCUCGUGUGGCUACACUUCAUCAUUACCUCUGCAGGAACUGUUCGAGGCUGUAGAAGCUCGCUUCAGAUGUAGAAAAGAAUCAUUUAAAUUAGAGGCAAAUCUUGCACGAAAAGCUGCUCAGUUUAGAAUUGUUCAACGAAGACUUCUUACCAAGUUUAAAGAUAAAAUUCUAACACCAAUGAAUAACUUGGAAAAUCUUCUGAAAGACACAUAUACAAAAAUUUUAAUAUCUACUGACCUUCUAGAAGAAAACCAAAAAAAGAUGAAGUAUUUGAGUAUUCAAGUUAGUUGUUGUGUACGACUACUACUUUUCCUGCUGAAGUUACAAAAUCCUUCUUCACAGAACAAUGUAGCCGAUCUUGAUUCAGCACUCAGCUGUUCAGUAAAUGAUUCAGAUGAUCAGGGCUGGGAUGAAAUAACUGAUGCAGCAGUGUCAUACUUACUUCGAACAUCAUUGGCAAAAUCUGUGAAAGACCAACAGCGGUCAGCACCAAUUUCUCUAGAUGCAUUGCAGGAUAUAGCAAGGCUUAAAAAACAUAUUUCAAUGGCUUUUGAGAGAACCUGUAGAGGUAGUCAACUUACAGGGAAGAAAGAACAUAAUGUUGAAUCAAACACUCUCCCUGUUGGAAUUAGCCCUAUACCAGAGGCUACUGAAAUAAAUGAAGAUGAUGAAGGAACAAUACCAAGAGGUUCUCAACUUGCAGAGAAGAAGCACUCUAAUUUAGUACCAGGGACACCUGCUGGCCUCCUGUCAACAAGACGAGCCAAAUUACAACUGCCAGCCAUUCCAGAUGGCAGUCAGUAUAAGACUGACUUCAAAAAACCUGCCACUCUUCAGGUGUCUUCUCUGGAGAAAGACAAGCCACCCGAAUUUCCACCUGAACCUCUAGAGAAUAUAAAAGUAACACACACAGCAGAAUCUCCCGAAGAUGAUGAUGAUAUCUGGUAACCAUAUAUUGACAACAAAUGACUGAACAUCUUCACUUAGAAUCUAAAUGGCAUCAAGCUUGACAUAUAUGGGAAAACAUGCAUAUAUGAGUGCUUUUAUUAGCAGAACUCAUUAUAUCUGUGUUGUACAUUUGAUGAGUUUUUGUACAUUCAUUAUUAGAAUGCACAGUCAUAAAUUUAUUCAGUAUGUAUCAGUACAAAAUUUGUAUUACACAAACUAUAAAAUGAUCCUGUAAAGGUCAUAACAUAACUACCAAGAAAAUUAUUAUUCAUUGUUUACUACAGGUUUUCAGCAUAUUGUGGUUAUAUUUGUAAUAUUUUCUAAGAUUUAUAUGUGGCAUUGAUGAUUUCUAUGUUCAUCAUUAUUAAUGAAGGAAAAUAUGAAUACAUCACCUGGACUUUUCAACAAAUAAUUUCAGAUAAUGUUGGUGAAUUAGGUAUGAAACCAUCAGUUUACACAAUAAUGAACUUGUACUGUAAUACAAUAGUUUAAUUUAUACAACAAGACCUAAUAAACAUUUGGUGAUAUUGUCUUCUAUAAGUUGAAUUAUGUCCUGAUUCUCCCUUGUGCUCAUCUCCAUAUUUCCACUACUCUUUUCCCCACUAUCUAUAAAUAAUUUUAAGAUGUUGAACUUGUCUUAUUUAAUCUAGUAUACCUCCCUAUUCUUUAUAACUUAUCAUAAUAUAUAUUUCUGUUUUCUUACCUU